UUUUAGCAAUGAGAAUUAUGUUGUACCGUGAUGAUGGUAGCAGCAGCAGCACCUCCUGGAUCUAGUCUGGGCAUUUUAGUUACCUCCUGUCAUGUGAUGGCAGUGGGCAUGACAGCUCAUGCCUCUGUGUUGAUCUGUGUAAAUAUGAAGAAGAAAACUUUGGGCUAUUUUAGCAAAAUUGGCAUGAGGCAAAAGAUAAAAGGCUAGGUCUUAAUUUUUAUAGGUCACUGUAUCUCCAUUUACUAUGCGAAUUAAUCUUACUGGUACAUGUAGUUUUGGAACUCCUGAUACAAUCUGUUUCUCUCUUGUCACUUCUUUGUGUUUCUAUACAUGAUAUUUCAGUGUAAGGACUGUCUUUUAUAAUCCUGUUUUUUUAAAGUAGUAUUUUUCACCAGUGGUUCAGCUGUUACCAAGCCCCUUACCAAAUGGCUAUUAAUCUAAAUUCAACUUGUCUUGUAAUGGCAAGAACAAGGACACUCCUUAGAGUGUCCUUACCUGUUCAUUUUAUUUGUUUUCCAACCUCCUGAUGAAGUUUGUUGUUGUUCCAUCAACAGGACAGCAAAGUGAGAGAUUGCUCUACAUACUCCUCAUUGCUGCAGACCUUACUCUGUUUAUACCCAAAACUCUGACUCAGUGCUGUUGGUGUCAGCUCAGUCUUUCCCUGGCUUCAGGUUGUUCUGAAUCAGCCUAUAAACCUAAAAUUCAAAGCUGCUUCUAACAAAGAAAACAAAACCUUUUUUUUUUUUUUUUUUCCUAACAGAACUUGUGUUGUGGUUUAAGCCUGUUGUUCACAUCUAAUCAUGUUCACCAGUGAUCAUUCCAAGCAUCAUAUAUUAGAGUGAAAUUACCUAGUAUUCAAUAUUUCCUUGAUUGCAUUUGGUUCAUCAACAAUUACUGCAUUUAAAAAGGGCGGUGGCGUUCUGUCAUCCCUGCUCUCUCACUCUGCAAUUGGGAACAGUGCUUAGGAAGGGUUGUAAACGUCAUCCAGGUAGCUAAGGUAAUCCCUGGUAUUUAAGGAGGUGAGAAUAAACACUGGCCUUCUUUUAGGUGUGAACAGGUAUGAGAUAGGUUGGAUCAGACUACUCAAAAAAUUUGUAAAGCCGAGGCCAUGUGUUUUGGAAGGUGUGCUAGAUGUGUUGGUUAUAAGUUGCUCAUCCUUGCCCUGCUCUGCAUCGUGGCCAACGUUUUACUUUAUUUUCCCAAUGGCGAAACAAGAUUUGCUUCAGAGCAUCACCUCAGCAGAUAUGUGGAGUGCCUUCAUGGCAUUCUAGGUGGAGGCUUUCUGGUUCUUAUUCCAGCUGCAGUGUUCAUUGGGCUGCACAGUGAUGACUGCUGCGGGUGCUUUGGCCGUGAGGACUGUGGGAAGAGCUGUGUGGUGCUGUCCUCAGUUCUGGCAGCCUUUGUUGGGAUCCUUGGCUCUGGAUACUGUAUAAUCAUUUCAGCACUGGGCUUGUCUCAAGGACCGUAUUGUUUUACCCACCUACAGAGAAACUGGAUCUAUCCUUUCACUGAUUCCUCUGGAGGGUACUUGUUUGAGUAUAAUAAGUGGUCUGAAUGUCAAGAACCUCAAAACAUCGUGCAGUGGAACGUCACCCUCUUUUCCAUCCUCCUUGUCUUGGGAGGAAUAGAGUUCAUUCUGUGCUUCAUACAGAUAAUCAAUGGCAUUCUUGGAGGACUCUGUGGGUUUUGCCGCAGUCACGAGGAGGUAAGUCAGUCAGCUGUAGUUAUAACCCUGCUUCUCAGAUGAACAUGAAACAGUAUUAUUACUGAUGCUAUUGUGGAGUCUUACUCAACAGUUACUUUUUAUAUAUUCAUAAGCAACAAGUUCCCCGUACAACUGGUUUUAUAACCCUGCUGUGUUUAGCGUUUUCAUGUAGUGUUUGGCCGCAUCCUUUCAGCUGAUUCCUCAGCUGUCACAGUGACAUUAGUCUAUAUGGGAGCUAGGAGCUGGAAGGCUUUUGUCUGCCCAAUGGCACAUAAGAUCAUCAGCACUGCAUAGGUGAUAUAACUGAGACACAGAUCUCUUGGUAGUUGUGGUCUUUGCCUAAACCAUGGUUGCACAUUGUGGUGCUUGUUCUAAUUAUAUUGCAUUAGCCUUGUGUUUUGCCCACAGCAGCUCAUAAACUACUGAGAAUAUGCUGCACGUAAUGAAAACUGCAGCAUCCUGGCCUUGCUUAGUAAAAGUAAGAUAAGAGAAGGAAUUAAAUUUUACAGCUAAUAAAAUCUACAGACAGGUAUGAAGGGUUUUUGAAGGUGGAUUUUUUUGAGUGAGGAAGAGGAAUUUCCUCCAAAUUUCCUUAAAGCUUUGAUAAACAGUUUGAGCAUAUUGCUAAAAUCAGUAUCAUAGUGGUAGUGUUGGAAUUGCCAUGGCUUAACGUAUGAACCGGAUAUAGUUAAUAUCACACGUUGUAGAUAAGAACGUGUUUCACAUUUUUAAUUGACAUAGUUGAGUGUUGGGACUUUUUCAAAGCUGUUACUGUCUUCUUCCUCCUGUCUUCCAUGGUCUAACUGCAGUAUAGAAGAGGCAUGCUAUGGUUGUCUAAAUUUGGUCAGGUUAAUUUUUUCAUUUGUAGUUGGACACUAUUACCAUUCUUUCUAUUAAUAUGUUAAUAUGUUUCUUUCUUUUUGUUCCCCCCGCAGACAUAUGUUUGCUAGAAACCUGACAAUUCGUUGACGUCGGUGUGUGUCUAUGUAAUGUAAUGCGUAUUCUGUGGAUUUUUUUUUUUUUAAACAAGCCAUGCAUACUGAAAUACCCAUUGUUGCCAAACUGUGCUGUUGCCAUCAGUUUAACUGACUUGAGGCCAAGCCUUUGUUAUUGGAGUCAUGAGCAGGUUUUUCACUAACCUGCCUGUACUUAAAGUCAAAAUGUAUCCUGAAUUUCUUCAGUUCAUUUUAUCUUAGUACAGGCAGUUGCCUGAGCAUGUCUUUAUUUAUUUUUUUUUUUUCUUUCUACUGACACAACAGCUCUGUACUUUAUCCUGCUUUCCCAAUAAAGUUGCUCUUUCAUUCUGAUGUUGGAAUGAACACAAACCAAAUCUAGUCUGGCCUGGAUAUAAAUGAAUACUGGGUUUUGGGUAUAUACAUGCACUUCACCUUUUUAGGAUUUUUCUGAACUUCCCCUGUAUUUCACAAAUAAAGAUUUGUAUUAAAAAUACCCAUCAGGUGUCAAUGAUUCCUUCCCUGCCCGUGCUGAAACACUGCUUGCCUGGCCUUGGAGUAAAGGACAGCGGUGGCAUGAGAAUGUGGAUAUAAUGCCGUCAGGUUAUAACCUGCUUUUCCUCUCCAACAGGCUCUGCCGGAGUGGAACUGCUUUACUGCUUGGUUUGGAUCAUUUAGCUGAAUCAACAAGUGUUCAACAACAGCUUUGUGACAGAUACAGCUGCACAUGUGGAAUCCUGGUCCUGACUGGCAGUUCCCAAAAGGGUCCCCAUGCAGCUGAA
Molecule: messenger RNA, 3440 nt
Organism: Empidonax traillii (willow flycatcher)
Lineage: Eukaryota; Metazoa; Chordata; Aves; Passeriformes; Tyrannidae
Gene: TM4SF1
Product: transmembrane 4 L six family member 1
Exons: 4
Coding region: 1109-1747 (212 amino acids)
Cellular component (GO): membrane
Source: RefSeq, a predicted model, not a curated record